This is a messenger RNA of Laccaria bicolor S238N-H82, 1350 nucleotides long. RefSeq lists its product as uncharacterized. The transcript is spliced from 9 exons. The record is from RefSeq and is a predicted model, not a curated record. Lineage: Eukaryota; Fungi; Basidiomycota; Agaricomycetes; Agaricales; Hydnangiaceae. The coding region runs from base 1 to 1350 and encodes 449 amino acids.
AUGUUCUACCCACCCUUCCACGCAUCUGACAACAUCAUCCCAUGCCUCAUUCUUCAGAGGAUGACAAUGCUGAGAACCUACGGGGGCGCUGAUACGUUUGUGUGGGGGUACGACGCUGCGAGGGACUUUGUUGAGCUUACAAAGAGGCUAGCAACUGGUGGCGUGCAAGCCAGCGCAACCAGCACUGGGAAUUGGACUGAGUCGCACAGCUCUACGCCCUCUGUCAGCACGACACACAAACGGAAGGAAACAAUUCAAUCGCAUCGCCCCCGCCUCCUGCCUUACCCACCCCUUGCUUGCACCUCUGGCUCGCGUUCUCCAUCUGUACUUACUGGGUUUCGUUUCUACUCUGUCAUCGUUCCCAUCAACAGGCACGAAUUCACCAUUCAUUUUUACGCAUUUUGGCUCACCAUUUGCUUCCACUGGACCACGGGCACGGGUUCUCUGUUCGCUCAAGCCCCAAUUGAUACAGCAACCUCCAUGCGCCCCUUUAUAUUCCGUCCCAACGCGAUUUUCAGGUUUUGUACCCCAUUCGGUGACAUUCCGAUCCCAUCAGGCACCCCCCUCAUCCUGGUCUCGCCUAACCUGGAAACUCCAACAUCUGCAAGCAAGAUCGGUGCACUACGAUUAACAAAGUGCACAGACAGCUCGGACAACAAUCCUCUUCUUGCAAUCGGUGUCAAUGACGCGCUCCCACCCCGGCGCAUGGGGAUCAAUAUUGAUUUCAACCAAACGGCAGCUGCCCUUAUGGUCCAGCCUCCCGCCGCACCACCACCACGCCCACAACAACCAACAUCCACACGUGGUGCCACUCGACACAUCCCUCUAGUCCCUCACUUGGAUUCACGUUGUUCCCUCCAGUUUGACGCUAUUGGUCAUCAAAGGAGCAGCCCCAGGACGUUUUUGAACCCUGCCCGACUGAGCCCUACGAAUACGGAGUCGAGGCCUUUUCAGAUCGAGUGGGAUAUUUUGCCACUCCUACAUACAUCGAAUAGAAUUGGUACAUUUGACAUAUGGUCAGAUUUAGCAGGGAGUGCCAGGAGUGCUUAUGACCUCAGAGGCCAAUUCUCAAUUGACAAAGAAUGGACCUUAGAGGUUUCACGUGACGUCCAAACGUCAUGCCAAGGGUGGAAUAUCUACCAAGUCCCUGACAUUACCACAUCUGAAAUUUCACUUUGCGCCUUUGUCUGCCGUGGCUAUGUAAACCAUGACGCCGAUUCGCGCGCGCUGCCCAUUGCUCCAAGUUCUAGCACCGUUUCGCUGGCAUGGCUGCUCGUCGCCGAACCGCUUGCGCGGUUCGCUCCUCGCAGCCAAUGCAAUUUGAACUUCGAGUCCAUACGAGUCACUUAG